CAGAGUUUAAUACUUUAAUGUAAGCUGCAAAACCAACGAAUACAAUCUUGCAUCUACAUAUAUAUAUAUUUCUCAACAUAACAACCUUCAAUAAUCCUUCUCUUCGAUCACGCCAUCCACUUAUAAGGUUUGUCGACCCAUUUCGAUAAAUGGAGAGCGUUGUUUGUAAUGGAAAAUUCGAGCUCAAGAUUAAGCAAGAUGAGCCUACAAGAGUUCCACCAGUGGAGGAAACAGAGAAAGGGCAUCACUUCUUGUGCAACUUAGACCAAAAUUUAGCUGCUAUAAUUAAGACAAUUCACCUGUACAAGUCUCCAGAUAAGGGAAAUGAAGAUGCUGCAAAAGUUAUCAGAGAAUCGCUUUCUAAGGCUCUUGUGCAUUUCUACCCUCUUGCAGGGAGACUAACCAUCAGUCCGGAGGGUAAAUUGAUUGUUGAUUGCACGGGAGAAGGACCGCCUUUUGUCGAGGCAGAGGCAAAUUGCUCAGUGUCAGAGCUGUUGAGCAUAGCUAGUGUUGAUCCCAUGGUCCUAAAGAAUCUUGUUUAUGAAGUUCCUGGUGCUAAAAACAUCAUUGAGACUCCUGUUUUUACUGUUCAGGUGACAAAGUUCAAUUGUGGAGCCUUUGCAGUAGGCAUAGGCAUGAACCAUUGCAUGGCUGAUGGCAUUUCUGGAGUAGAAUUUCUCAACUCAUGGGGUGAAAUAGCACGAGGAUUACCCCUAAGCACCCCUCCCUCUUUAGACAGAACGAACCUCAAGGCACGUGAUCCACCACAGAUCGAUUUCCCCCAUAACGAAUUUGUUGAUAUUGAGGACAUAUCAAAUACCCAUGAUCUUUACGAAGAAGAAGAAAUGGUGUACAAAGCCUUUCCUUUCAACACUGAGAAGCUAGUGAGACUCAAGGAAAAAGCCUUAGAAGGCGGAGUUUUGAGCAAGUGCACCACUUUUGAGGCAUUAACAGCUUUGGUGUGGAGAGCUCGAUGUAAAUCCCUGAAAAUGCAUCAUGAUCAACAAACAAAGCUCCUUUUUGCAGUUGAUGUACGGUCUAAAUUGAACCCUAAUCUGCCAAAGGGGUUCUUUGGUAAUGGAAUGUUUCUGACUAACGCACUGUGCAAAGCAGGGGACCUUCUGGAUAGCCCUUUGUCACACGCGGUGGAGUUAGUUCAAGGAGCAGUUAAGGUAGUUACUGACAGUUACAUGAGAUCUUCCAUAGACUACUUUGAGAUGAAAAGAGUUAGGCCAUCUAUAAACGGUACACUAGUGGUCACAGCUUGGUCUAGACUAGAUUUACUUUCCGCCAAUUUUGGAUGGGGAAAGACGAUUUACAGUGGACCUGCGGACGUGCCUGGAAAAGAGGUGGUGUUGUUUCUUCCAAGUGGAGAAGAUAAGAGAAGCAUAAAUGUGCAUCUUGAGAUGCCGAUCUCUGCUAUGAAAACCUUUGAAUUAGAAAUCAUGCAGAUUUAACAAGUAGAAAUUUAUUGCAAGGUUUAUAUGUAUGUUUGUAUUGAGCUAAUAUUUACAUACACUGAAUACGGAUUUUCUGUUGUCAAUCUACAAUAUAUCCUUUAGCCACUA
Molecule: messenger RNA, 1568 nt
Organism: Spinacia oleracea (spinach)
Lineage: Eukaryota; Viridiplantae; Streptophyta; Magnoliopsida; Caryophyllales; Amaranthaceae
Product: omega-hydroxypalmitate O-feruloyl transferase-like
Exons: 3
Coding region: 150-1457 (435 amino acids)
Molecular function (GO): acyltransferase activity, transferring groups other than amino-acyl groups
Source: RefSeq, a predicted model, not a curated record